Messenger RNA from Gloeophyllum trabeum ATCC 11539, 1149 nucleotides. RefSeq lists its product as uncharacterized. Gene Ontology annotation, molecular function: protein kinase activity; ATP binding. The transcript has 3 exons. Bases 57 to 983 code for a protein of 308 amino acids. Gene Ontology annotation, biological process: protein phosphorylation. Lineage: Eukaryota; Fungi; Basidiomycota; Agaricomycetes; Gloeophyllales; Gloeophyllaceae. The record is from RefSeq and is a predicted model, not a curated record.
UUCUUAUCAUAUGGCGCUGACGGUAUAAAACUCCUCUGGCAUCACUCUGUUCUUGCAUGGCUACCAUGGCUUUUCACUGUCAGCACGUUGUUAUGGUCGAUGACCAGUUCCUCAAUACCCGCCACUCGCCCGACAGCCACUUCGCCAAUCCCGCUGCUCUAGCCGCUGCCCGCAGACAGUGGGCUCAGACUCGAGACAAUCCUCUGAACAAUGUACCUGUCUUUGGGCAGAAUCCCUACCGCAAUGUCUGGAAGGGAUAUAAGCGGCCUGAUCCUCGUGUUCAUUCGCUGCCGGGUCCGUCAGAACCAAUACCGGAGCUACCGGAGCUGCAGGUACAGUGUUCUGAAUUGACUUGGCUGGAAAAUCUCGGUGGCGAUUUUGAAGGAGAGCACAACUCCUGUGUUUAUAAAGUGCUCUAUCGCGGCCGUGCAUAUGUGCUGAAAGUUUAUCGGCGUUAUCCGCGUGCUGAGGACGAAUGGUCGAACGGUGUCGAUGGCCCUUCGCGGUUCGACAACGAGCGGAAAGCGUAUGCGAACCUCAUCCACUUCGGCGUUUGCGCAGACGGGUUCGCUCCCCGUUGCUUUGGCUGGUUCAGCCUUCAUGUUGACCCCAAAGCUAAGUGGCUGAGUCCCUUUGCGAACGACCCGGAGCCACCAAACGCCAUUCUCCUCGAAUUCCUUCCCGAAUCCGAGCAGAUGAACGUUAGGAAUAUAACCUAUGAGGUCGCGCAGAAUGCCAUGUUAGCAUUAGCCCGUGUGCAUGCUGCUGGCGUCUUGCACCGGGACAUAAACCCAAGAAACCACUUGGUGCUGCCCGAAGGGAGAGUUGUGAUUAUCGAUUUUGACACUGCCUUGUCGUGGCCAGACAAGCGGGUGAAUCGCUUGGAGCUGAAGUGGGAGAGCGAAUCCGCAUGGAAUCUAUACUUCCAGCUCAUGUUACCAGACAAACUCAUUGGGCUGGAUACAUCUCAGACGGCGUACUGAACUUAGUUCAGCUACCGCGUCGUCAUUUCGUAUCGUCAUCACAUAGAUACUGCAGGACAGACCGCUAUCAUAGAAUACAUCAUAAUUCUAUCCAAAGCCACACUACUGUAUUACAUUCCAUUAACGACGUCGAUGUCUACCGUGUCGUCUCGACGGUACGCGCUCG